AUGAGAUGGUACUGGGACUCGUGUGGUGGGCCGAAGAUAAGAUCAGAGACGAUCGACUAUAAGACCCACAUCUUCUUGACACCAUCACCUUCUCCGUUCGUCAGCCCGGGAAGACAUCCGAAGGAACCAGAAUCUUCCGAGAUGCUUCGCUUUGUCCUCAUAGCCAGUCUGUGCGUGCUGGUGCUGAUAGGUGGCGGCGAAGGAAAGAAGAAGAAGAAAGGGAACAAGAAUGGGUCGGAAUGCUCCUCGGGUGGUACCUUACACAGUGUGACAUGCGACCUGAUACGGUGCGCAUUCAUCAGCCAGUUAAGCGGAUGUAACUUAUUUACGCCUGUUGUAAGGCUACCUGCGAAAUGUAGAACAACCGUACUGUCUUACUUCUAUGGGCCAUUCAAGUGCAUGGAACCAAAAUACAACGAAUCCUUCGUCGUCGAACACAUUGAACCAGAAGCAGUCAGCAAACGUCGACGAAAGCGACAAGCGGAUGGAGGUUCUAAUUUCGACGACUCAUUUUUAUAUUUUCAGUGUAUGCUUCUGGGAAAUUGCCCAGUGCCAUAGUGAUCCAUUUACCAAUGCGAAAGCAAUCUUUACCUGAAUUCCAAAGCCAACAUGUUUUUUUUAUACUCGAAGGUCAAAACGAAACUAACUGAUGAAUAAAAAAGUGUAACAUACCAAUCGGUCUUUUUUUAAAUCCACAUUCGGAACUUUCGACGAUUUUAAUCCGAAGCAAAGUGGAAAAUGACCCGGAAUUACUACUGGACACUCUCUGAAUCGAAGGUUAAUUCAACCUCUCCGAAUGCAAAAUUGGUUGAUCCCUGGAGGCCACUCAAAAACAACGCUUUUGAUUGGCAUAUUUCUAACGACGAAACUGAUGUGGCUAAAUUCAGCAAGUCUAUAUGGGAUGAUUGAUACGACCGAUGUAUAAACAUCUGUCAGUGUUUUUCCAAAGUAGUGUUUCGUUUUCCCGCUAUUCUCGGAUAAAAGUAACUUAAAGGAGACAUGAAUUGUCCAGGCAACUCGUUGUGGAAAAAUACAGCUGGUGGCCUACUUGAACCAAAGUUUGCAUUCGGAAAUACGCGAAUGACCGCGCUGACUACUCAACUGGUAAACGACUCGGACUGGAUACGGACUGUCUCUGCGUAAUAUCCUCUUGCCCUCGUCUGCUCGCCAACAAGCAUCAAAAUAACACUGUUGAUAAACUCAUGUUCAUGAUAAACUGUAGUAGCCAAAGCAAAUAAAGGAAGUUUUACUUUCUAA
This is a messenger RNA of Lineus longissimus, 1257 nucleotides long. RefSeq lists its product as uncharacterized. The transcript is spliced from 5 exons. The record is from RefSeq and is a predicted model, not a curated record. NCBI's taxonomy places the organism in Eukaryota, Metazoa, Nemertea, Pilidiophora, Heteronemertea, Lineidae. Bases 1 to 558 code for a protein of 185 amino acids.